This is a messenger RNA of Tachyglossus aculeatus (Australian echidna), 7591 nucleotides long. It is a transcript of the gene CABIN1, whose product is annotated as calcineurin binding protein 1. Gene Ontology annotation, molecular function: nucleosome binding; protein binding. The record is from RefSeq and is a predicted model, not a curated record. Gene Ontology annotation, biological process: chromatin organization. NCBI's taxonomy places the organism in Eukaryota, Metazoa, Chordata, Mammalia, Monotremata, Tachyglossidae. The coding region runs from base 68 to 6616 and encodes 2182 amino acids. Gene Ontology annotation, cellular component: nucleus. The transcript has 36 exons.
CAGAAGCGACUGUGGGCCGGGGUUUUUACCUGUUUGUGAUGGAAGUCGGGGCUGAAGCUCUCUGAAUAUGAUCCGAAUUGCCGCCCUGAACGCCAGCUCCACAGUCGAGGAUGAUCACGAAGGAACGUUCAAAAGUCACAAAACCCAGACCAAGGAGGCUCAGGAGGCUGAAGCUUUUGCCCUAUACCACAAGGCCCUGGACCUCCAGAAGCAUGACCGUUUCGAAGAAUCUGCUAAAGCCUACCACGAACUGCUGGAAGCCCGCUUGCUGCGUGAGGCUGUCGUGUCUGGCGAUGAGAGGGAGGGACUGAAACACCCCGGCCUGAUGCUGAAAUAUUCCACCUAUAAAAAUCUGGGCCAGUUGGCUGCUCAGCGUGACGACCUAGAGACCGCCAUGGAGUUCUACUUGGAGGCGGUCAUGCUGGACUCUACCGACGUCAACCUGUGGUACAAGAUAGGUCACGUGGCCCUAAGGCUUAUCCGCAUCCCCCUGGCUCGCCACGCUUUUGAGGAAGGUCUCCGCUGCAACCCGGAUCACUGGCCUUGCUUGGACAAUCUCAUCACCGUCCUCUACACGCUCAGCGACUAUACAACUUGUUUAUAUUUCAUUUGCAAAGCUCUGGAGAAGGACUGUCAGUACAGCAAAGGCCUGGUUCUUAAGGAGAAGAUCUUUGAGGAGCAGCCCUGCCUCAGGAAGGACUCCUUCCGGAUGUUUCUGAAAUGUGACCUGUCGAUCCACAACGUGGCCGUGAGCGCGGCUGAAACGAGAGCCAUCAUAGAGGAAGUGGCAGAGCUGCGCCGGAAGAGACAGGCCCUGAUGGUGCGGGAGAAGGAGCAAGAUCUGAAACUCGUCCAGCCCAUUCCCUACUUCACGUGGAAGUGUCUGGGGGAGACGUUCCUGGCCAUGUACCAGCAUCUGACCACCUGCGAGCCGCCCCGGCCCAGUCUGGGCAAGAGGAUUGACCUCUCGGAGUACAAAGAGCCCGCCCGGCAUCUGGUCCUCUCGCCGACCUCCACGCCCGUCAGCGUCAUCCAGCCCAACCCCGGCAGCGCCAGCCCCGCGGCCCCCCUGGCCGAACCCGCCCUGACCUUCGCCCCGCCGCCCUCCAGCUUCGCCAUCCACAACCCCAGCCUGCUGGAGCCGGCACCGACGUUAGGUGACGUUCCAGGGAGCGACAAAUCCAAGAAAGCAGUGAAGCGGAAGAGGAUUUCUGACGAGAGUGGCGAGACCGCAAAGAGGCGAUCCGCCCGGGUCCGGAACACCAAGAGUAAAAAGGAGGAAAAGGUGGAUUUCCAGGAGCUCCUGGUGAAGUUCCUGCCGUCGAGAUUAAGGAAGCUGGACCCGGAGGAAGAGGGCGAUGCAUUUAGCAGUUACGAAGUCCAGUCGGAAAUCAAGCAGGAGAACAUGCAGACCGUCGGGCCCCACAGACUGUCGUUUGACUCCACGACGUUUAUGGAAUCCGAGAAACAGGACGUGCACGAGUUCCUGCUGGAGAACCUGACCAAUGGGGGCAUUUUAGAGCUGAUGAUGAGGUACCUGAAGGUAAUCAGCCAAAAGUUCUUGGUCAAGUGGCCGCCCGGCCUGACGGAAGUGGUCCUCAGUAUCUACAACAAUUGGAGGAAGCACAGCAGCAACCUGCCCAACCCCCUGCUGAGGGAUUGUAGCAACAAGCACAUCAAGGAUAUGAUGCUGAUGUGCCUUUCCUGUAUGGAACUUCAACUCGACCAGUGGUUGCUGACCAAAGCCAAGAGCUCAACAGUGUCUCCUCGGAAUUGUCCCGCCGGCAUGGCGACUGGCAGGUUUGGGCCGGACUUCCCGGGCAACCACUUCCUGGGCGACCUUCUCCAGCUGUCGUUUGCCUCCUCUCAGCGGGAUCUUUUUGAGGAAGGCUGGUUGGAGUUUGUGGUUCGAGUGUACUGGCUCAAGGCGCGUUUUCUGGCUCUGCAGGGUGACAUGGAACAGGCCCUGGAGAAUUACGACAUCUGUACUGAAAUGCUUCAGAGCUCGUCCGCUCUCCAAGAGGCUUCUGGGAGUGAGACGAGGAGCAUCCUCAUCAGGCUUCCCAACCUGCACACGGAUUCCGUGGUUUCACUCGAGGAGAUUGAGAAAAACUUGAAGUCCCUGGAACGCUGCCAGUCCCUGGAGGAGAUUCAGCGACUGUACGAGGCUGGGGAUCACAAGGCUGUAGUGAGCCUGCUCCGCCCAACGCUCUGCCCCAGCACCUACGAUCGCACCAAACAUCUGGAGUUGGUCAUUUCGAUUCCAGAGAGGCCGGCCCAGCUCCUCUUGCUGCAGGAUUCGUUGCUGAAGCUGAAGGAUUACCGACAGUGCUUUGAGUGCUCCGAAGUGUCCCUGAACGAAGCCAUCCAGCAGAUGAUCAACACGACGGAGGCCUCCGCCAAAGAAGAGUGGGUGGCCACCGUGACCCAGCUGCUCAACGGCAUCGACGGCUCCCUGUCCGCAGAUGGCAGCCUCCUGAAGGAGUCGGCCAUGACUUCGGCCCUCAUCCGGCUCACCGGUAACCUCAUCCAGGUCAUCGAUUGCAGCAUGGCCAUCCAGGAGGAACCCAAAGAGCCUUCCGUGUCUUCGGUGCUGCCCUGGAUCAUCCUCCACCGGAUCAUCCAGCACGAAGAAGACAAUUUCCGGAACCUUUGCCUCCAGCAGCAACUGCAGAGUCAAGGUGAAGAAGUGAGGCCAGACACCCCCAUGCUCCCUUCGUCGCUGAUGCUGCUGAACACCGCUCACGACUAUUUGGGGAGGAGAUCCUGGUGCUGCAAUUCUGACGGUGCCCUGCUCAGAUUUUAUGUGAGGGUUCUUCAAAAGGAGCUAGCUGCCUCCACGUCUGAAGACACUCACCCCUACAAAGAGGAACUGGAGACGGCCUUGGAGCAGUGUUUUUACUGCCUCUACAGUUUCCCCAGCAAAAAGAGCAAAGCUCGCUAUCUGGAAGAACACUCCGUGCAGCAGGUGGAUCUGAUGUGGGAGGAUGCUUUGUUUAUGUUUGAAUACUUUAAGCCCAAGACCCUCCCAGAAUUCGACAGCUACAAAACGAGCACGGUAUCGGCCGAUCUCGCCAACCUCCUCAAGAAAGUGGCCACCAUCGUCCCCCCGCCAGACAAGCCCAUGUUGAGUCUGGAUGAUGUGUCUGCCUAUAUCGAGGGAACAUUCAGCAAGGUGCCGUCGCUUCCUGAGGGAGCGGAUUGUUCGCCUCCGGUGGUGAAUGAGCUCUACUACCUCCUGGCCGACUAUCACUUCAAAAACAAAGAGCAGUCCAAGGCCAUCAAGUUCUACAUGCAUGAUAUCUGCAUCUGCCCGCACAGGUUUGAUUCCUGGGCGGGGAUGGCCCUGGCCAGAGCAAGCCGGAUCCAGGACAAACUGAACUCGAACGAGUUGAAGAGUGACGGCCCCAUCUGGAAGCACUCAACGCCCGUCCUCAACUGCUUCAGGCGUGCCUUGGAGAUCGACAGCUCCAACCUGUCCUUGUGGAUUGAGUUCGGAACCACGUCCUACGCGCUGCAUUCCUUCGCCUCCCGCCAGCUGAAGCAGUGGAAACUGGAGCUGCCCCCCGAGGUGGUGCAGCAGAUGGAAGAGCGCCGAGACAGCAUGUUAGAGACGGCCAAACUGUGUUUCACUUCAGCCUCUCGCUGCGAGGGCGAUGGGGAUGAAGAGGAGUGGCUGAUCCACUACAUGCUGGGGAAGAUCGCGGAGAAGCAGAAGCAGCCCCCCGCCGUCUACCUCCUCCACUACAAGCAGGCCGGCCACUACCUGCACGAGGAGGCCGCCAGGUACCCGAAGAAGAUCCACUACCAUAACCCGCCAGAACUGGCCAUGGAGGCCCUGGAGGUGUAUUUCCGACUCCACGCGUCUAUUCUGAAGCUGGUGGGUAAGCCUGACUCAGGGAUAGAAGCCGAGGUUCUGGUCAACUUUAUGAAGGAGGCUUCUGAGGGACCCUUCGCCAGGGGUGAGGAGAAGAACACCCCCAAAGUGGUUGAAAAGGAAAAGCCAUGCACGGUGGAUGAGGACUCGCAUUCGUCUGCUGGGACGCUGCCGGGUCCUGGGACCUCCCUGCCGUCCUCGUCCGGCCCAGGUCUGACAUCCCCACCUUACACAGCCACUCCGAUUGACCACGAUUACGUCAAAUGUAAAAAACCCCAUCAGCAGGCGACGCCGGACGAAAGGAGCCAGGACAGCACGGCCGUGACCCUUUCGGAUUCCAACUCCACGCAGGACAUCUUUCCCGAACCAGCUGGCAACCAAGAUGGCUCCCGGAAGCCGUACCCCGAGAAGAAGGGGCCUGGUACCUGCUCGCAGCCGGGGCCAUCCAGUAAAGAGACCCAAGGGGUCACCGAGGACAGAGGGAGGACAGAGGAGUCUGCGGAGAUCCCGGAAGCUUCCCGCGGAGCGGAGGCUCAGCCCGUGCCUGUCGGCCCUCCGGCCAGGACCGCCGUCCCUCCCGCCCUGCUCUGCGAUGGCAAGAAGAAAGCGGAGCCUUUGGGGGACCCCUCUGCCUUCCUCCAGGGUCUCCCCCGAGACCCGGGAGAGCAGCGCAGGUUCCUCACAGAGCAAUGCAUCACGUCUUUCCGCCUCUGUCUCAGCCGCUUCCCCCAGCAUUACAAGAGCCUCUAUCGGCUGGCCUACCUGUAUGCCUUCAGCGAGACCCACCAGAACCUCCAGUGGUCUCGAGAUGUGUUGCUAGGCAGCAGUAUCCAGUGGCAGCAACUGAAGCACAUGCCAGCACAGGGUCUCUUCUAUGAGAGAAACAAGACGAAUUUCUUCAAUGGAAUCUGGCGUAUCCCCGUGGACGAGAUUGACCGGCCGGGCAGUUUUGCAUCUCACAUGAACCGCUCCAUCGUGCUGCUGCUGAAAGUGCUUGCUCAGCUCAAGGACUAUAACACACUCUUGAAAGUGUCGUCUAUGCUGCAGAGGACCCCAGACCAGGGAAAGAAGUACCUGCGGGAUGCAGAUCGCCAGGUUCUAGCCCAACGGGCCUACGUCCUCACGGUCAAGGUGCUGGAGGAGACCUUCGACGAGCUGACGGAGGAGGUGUCAGAAGAGCCAAGUCCCAAGCCCAGCGGGCCCCCGGGAGGAAGGAUGACCACGGACGUCUCCAACAAAACCAGCGCGGAAGACGGGAAAGAGGUCCUUCCCAGAAAGCCCGCCCUGUCCGAUGGAGCGGGGCAGGGAGCCGAGAACGGGGGAAAGGUGGCCACCCAAAGCCACCGGCCCCAGGCCCCGGCUGCAGCGGACCCCGGGGACAAAAGAGACGGCAAGGAGAUGAAAGACGUCUCCAGGUCCGGCCCGCCCGAACCCAUGGAUCUGGACGUCUUCUCCCCCGAGCCGGAAAAGGCCGACUCUUCCCUCAGGCGCUCCGAGGCGGACCGAGGGCAGCCUGGUAGGAAUGUCAAGGACAAGGGUCCCGAGAGCCGGACCCAGAGCGCGGAACUGUCCCUGGAGGACCUGACCAUCAGCUCCAAACAGCAGCAGCCGCAAGCUAGGGGAGCGGCUCAGGUCGGCCCCACGGAAGAACCCGUCCUGAGGCCGAGCCGGAAGAGGAAGUUGCUGGAGGAUACCGAGUCUGGGAAGACCCUGCUCCUCGAUGCUUAUCGAGUGUGGCAACAGGGUCAGAAGGUUAUGGCCUAUGAUUUAGGCCGGAUUGAGAAGAUCAUGUCUGAUACUUACAUGCUGAUCAAGCAGGUGGACGAGGAAGCCGCUCUGGAGCAGGCAGUCAAGUUCUGCCAGGUGCACCUCGGCGCUUCAGCCCAGAGACAGGCCUCAGGGGAUACACCCACGACCCCCAAACACCCCAAGGACACCAGGGAGGGCUUCUUCCCAGCGACCCCCGCGACCCUGCAACCCGCUCCCCUCCACCCCGACCCCGCGACCUCUGAAAACCUGCUACGGCUGAACGAACUGCCGUCCAAGCCCAAGACCUCCGCCACCGCCGCAGCCUCCUCUUCCUCCUCUUCUUCCUCUUCCGCCUCUCCUGCCGGGCCCCCCGUGCAGAGACCUCCCAAGAAUCCCGAGCCUCUCCGGGCCCAGAGUGCUGAGGCUACAGCCAGCAUGGCCUACUUGGCCCGAGAGGAAGAGGAGUUGGACGGACCCCUGGAUGGACUCGGAUUUCAGCCGCAAGAGUCCUGCCUCUGUCAGCAGAUGAAAAUGGCCACCGUGGCUCAGUCGUCGGAAGCCCACCACUGGCAAACAGAGCCCACGAGGAACCUGAGCACGGGGCACGAAGGCACCUCAGCCUCCAGCUCCAAGCCAGACCCCAGCAGCAGCCCUCAGCCCUUGGGAAGCCAGCCGAACAAGGCAGACUCCACCCGGGCCAAAGCCCGAGUUCUGCCCACCAUGCCAAAGCUCUUCAUCCCCUCAUCCAUGACCAAGUUUCCCCCCGAGAUCACUGUCACCCCUCCAACACCCACCCUGCUUUCCCCAAAGGGCAGCAUUUCAGAGGAGACGAAGCAGAAAUUAAAGUCCGCCAUUUUGUCGGCCCAGUCGGCAGCCAACGUGAAGAAGGAGAGCCUCUGUCAGCCGGCCUUGGAGAUCCUGGAAACCUCCAGCCAGGAGUCCUCGCUGGAGAGCGACACGGACGAGGACGACGACUACAUGGACAUAUGAUUGGGCGGGGGUCUAGGGAGGCCCCAGGGCAGCUGUCCCACCACCACCCUCCUCGUUGCCAGCGCCACUGCCAGCGGCAUUUUUUCCUCUCUUCCAGCAUGACCCUGGCCGCUCUUUCCUCAGCCUCUCCCCUCUCCGACGGGACCCGGCCCGGCCACCCGCCCCGCCCCCACCCCCCAAUCCACGCCAGGGCGGGUCAGACUGGACAGCUAAGGAUCAUGAAGCUGUUGAUCCGCCUGGGCCCAGACUUUCCCCCUCAGGUGUCCUUAGUCUCUGGAACUACCGAUUUGUCUCCUCCCCGGUUUCCUUAACAGAUGACCGAGAACCAGGCCAGGGAGUGACCACCGGCCUCCUCCGGUCCACAAGGAGAUGGAUGCUCUCUGUCGGGGGCAGAAGUGCCCUGGAACUCUGGCCAGGAAUGUUCGUCCUCAGCAAGCCAGAGUUUCCAAGCUAGUCCGGGAACCUAGCGACAGCCGAAAGGGCCCUUACUGGAUGGGAAACAGGGGCAGAGUGCAGUCAAGUGAAGCUUAGCCUGAGGUAACCUCUUGAGCCAGAUUCCAGCCAGGAUCGCCCUGCCACCCUUUUCCAGGUCCUCUCCCCCGAGCGGGCGAGGUAGGGGUUUUUACGGCCAAGCGGGUGUGUGGCUCCACACCAUUUCAGGACUGAGUUUUUUUUACCGAAUGACACGAGAAGACAUUUUUUAGUCUAGGCCAAGAGGGAUUAAUCAGUUUAUUUAUAUGGAAAAAUAAUUGAAGAGUAGCACACAUCCUUUUUUUUUCUACUGAAUGUUAACUUUGUAAAAUAACGAAUGCAAACGAUGCAAAAAAAAAACAAAAAACAACUACAUACCCAAUUAUAAUAUGCAUACAGCUUGCUACCUUGGGUUUUUCUUUUGUGUUUCUGAGGAGUUGUCGUUUUGUGCGGGGCAAGAGGCCCCAACACUUUCUCAAAAUAAAGUAGAAACAGUCUCACUGC